Messenger RNA from Penaeus monodon (black tiger shrimp), 2910 nucleotides. Its product is annotated as transcription factor SOX-21-like. Lineage: Eukaryota; Metazoa; Arthropoda; Malacostraca; Decapoda; Penaeidae. Gene Ontology annotation, biological process: regulation of DNA-templated transcription; cell differentiation; anatomical structure morphogenesis. The transcript is spliced from 2 exons. Gene Ontology annotation, molecular function: DNA-binding transcription factor activity, RNA polymerase II-specific; RNA polymerase II cis-regulatory region sequence-specific DNA binding. The record is from RefSeq and is a predicted model, not a curated record. Bases 96 to 1037 code for a protein of 313 amino acids.
CCCUCAACACGAGCCCCCCUGCCCACCCUCAACACGACCCCCCUCCCCCCCGCACCCGCACGACCUCACGGCCCCUUGCCUCCCUCCGCAGCGGCAUGACGGAGGACCAGAAGCGGCCGUUCAUCGAGCGCGCGGACCACCUGCGUCGGAAACACAAGCAGGAGUACCCCGAUUACAAGUACCAGCCGCGGCGGAGGAAGGAGAACGUGAAGACAGUCAACAAGUCUCCUCAAGGACAUCCUCUGGGCGUCCAGGAUCCGCUCACUCUGUCGGGGAACAACCACUUCGUCGGCACGGGUAAAGUGGGCGGCCUGGGCCUCAACCUGCACCCGCUGUCGCCGCCGCACUCGCCGUCGGGCCAGGGCGCCGUCCGCAGCCAUGCAGACGCCCACAUCGGCGAGACGGUGUUUGUGUCCGACUGCCUCGCUGACUCCUUCGAGACGAUCGACCGCGCCGAGAUGAACAAGUACCUCCUUCCGGACCAGACGGCGGGCGCGCACUACGCCACCUCGGCGGCCGGCGCGCACGUCCCGUCCACCGGCAGCCUGCAGCCCAUGACCACCAUGUCCGCCAUGCCCUCCAUGAACACCAUGUCCGCCACAGCCGCCGCCGCCGCCGCCGCCGCCAGCAGCAGCAGCUGCAGCGGCACUCUGUCCUCGGGCGGUACCGGGACGCUCACAUCCCUCCCGCCCUUGGCCUCGCGGCUCAUUCCUCCUGCGCCCGUGUACGGGGGGUCCGGUUCGCCCUACUACACGGGGGGCGCCUCGCCGCAGCCAGGCAGCCACGGCUCGCCUGACCUCGGGCCCAGCGACCUCAACGGCCCGCCCACAGCAGGAGGCGUGUCCCCUGGGGGCUCCCCCGGCUCCCCCCACCAGGAGUACGUGGAGCUGCAGCCCCCGCGAGUGCCGAAGGAGGAGCCGCUGCCGCCGCUGAGCUCCCCGAAGCCCUCCAACCCCUUCCUGCACCAGAACCUGUGUUACUCCACGCAGCCCUACGCCUUCCAGUACUCGUACCCGUACGCCACCAUGUGGCACUGAGGCCGCCCCCCUCGCCCCCUCGCCCCCCUCCCGCCGGCAUUCAGCGGGUUCCAAAGCCCGAAUUCAGGCACCGUUUCCCGACAGCGCUUCGUCGGCCGACAGAAUGGCCGACGUCCAGUCGGUGCUCCGAGGCACUCUGGCACCUUAGAGUUCGUGAGUGUCAAGCCACGUUGGAGUGAGUGUCAUUAGUGCCAAGGCCACGUGAAGUGCUGUGCCAAUCAAGCCAGUCAGCCUACGUGCCCAGUACCAACGCCUUAAGUUAAGAGACAUUAGAAUAUAUGUAUAUAUACAAAUAUAUCUCUGAAUAUUUUUAUAUCCGUAAGGUCCACAACGUUCGAAGAUGCUGUAUUGUAUUCCUGGUGCUCCCCUGUGUCUUAAAACCAAUUCUUUUCUAGAAAAAAACAAGAAAAGAAGAAAUUCCAUUCCAGCAAAACGUGUUGCAAUAUUAGUGAUAAUGUGUCUAAAACCGAGAUUAUUUUACUGAAGUGCUUCUCUUGCCGCCUGAGACGAUCUCCUGCGCUGCCCACCGAUUGUGUACUUAAGAUUCUCCUGUUGAAAAUUAGCAUAUUAUGUUUUACCGAAGGAAGGGAACAAACUGCAAAUCCAGUCCUGUGGAACGGACCGUGGUUUUGUGUGGCUGACUGCAUGUCGUUGAGUAUUACGCAUCAUGUACGCGAACAUGUGUAGCGAAAAACGAAACAAAAUGGAUUGCAGAAAUACACUGGCCAUGUUGCAGACUUACGGAGCUCUGUUUUUGCGAAGGCAUAUGUCGAGCUUUAAUGAUACAUUACUGUCUUGGGCCAUUUGCCUGAAACUCCAGCCGAGACACUUACCCACCUUUUCUCAGUAUUAUAAACCUUUUAUCUCCUUGUGUAACCAUAUCAACUGAUGGCAUCUACUUGGCCAUUCGUGACGUCACAUACUACGUCAGCCAGAAAGUAAUGAAUAUCUUUCUUGACGUCACAUACUCCGUCAGUGAAUAGACUCCAAUGACGUCAUUUACGACAGCAGCCAAUGGACAUUAGCUGUCUUUGUGUCGUCAUAAACACAUCAGCUAAUGGAAAAGUGAUCGUCGCCUCUUUGAUGCUAAACAGUAAACAGGAUCUCAGCUAUGAUAAUAGCAGAAUUUAGCCAAAAAUGGAGGCAGGCGUUUAAUUUUGCAUUUCUAAACAAUUUCUCGUAAAAUGUUUAGAUUUAUGAUAUGUUUAGGAUUAAAGGAAAAUACGUUCUGUUGAAAUACAUUUUAAGUUGAUAUUUUCGCCACGAAACGAAAGACCUUAUCUAUAGAAUUUUGGUUAAUAUAUAUGUGGAAACAAAUGUACAUUUUCAUGUACUUAUAUAUUGCAAGCAGUCCUUGUAUGGCAGCUAUCUGAUGUAUUUGUUUCAAAUCAAAUGUUCUACACUAUAUCGUAAACUUAAUUAUAUGUUGUUAUAAAUGUUAAUGUUUAAGUAUUCCCUUUAGGAAAACCAUAAAAAAAAUCCCGUUUUCGUCGAUAAGCUUGUAAAUAGAGCUAACUGUCUACGGUGAAACUAACUGUGUCAGCUUUUCAGUGUAUUUAUUUGAUGGUGAAAUUAGCUCUUAUUGUCAUGCAUGCUGUUCGUCAUUUGUUUGCCAUUUAGUAUGAUAGCAUUUUAAGAGAAGAAAGAGAAGCCACGAAAAAAGAAAAAGAAAAAAAAAAAACAUAUCCCAAAUGUGCCUUUUAAAAGCUGAUAUUGAAAGAAAAAUAAAAAAUCAUAAUUUUUAUACCCAAGAAUGUAUUUCUUUUGCAAAAGAAACUAAUCCGAAAAUAAAUGAUGUAUAUUUAUAAUCUUGUUUGUAUGGUGUGUGCUUGCAAGUCAGGAAGAAGUAAAAAAAAUAAAAUUGAACAGUUUA